Molecule: messenger RNA, 1589 nt
Organism: Dufourea novaeangliae
Lineage: Eukaryota; Metazoa; Arthropoda; Insecta; Hymenoptera; Halictidae
Gene: Bcs1
Product: mitochondrial chaperone BCS1
Exons: 6
Coding region: 1-1290 (429 amino acids)
Biological process (GO): protein insertion into mitochondrial inner membrane from matrix; mitochondrial respiratory chain complex III assembly
Cellular component (GO): mitochondrial inner membrane
Molecular function (GO): ATP hydrolysis activity; ATP binding
Source: RefSeq, a predicted model, not a curated record
AUGACGAUAAUAGAUUAUGUUCAGACAUUGUCUGAUAAUCCUUAUUUUGGAGCUGGCUUUGGUCUUUUUGGGUUAGGAGCUGGAGCAGCUAUGUUGCGAAAAGGAAUGCAAGCAUUUAACUAUUUAAUGCUUUUCAUAUACAGGCGACAUUAUAUGAUCACAUUGGAGGUUCCAUGUCGUGAUAAAAGCUAUCAAUGGCUUUUACAGUGGAUUACGUACAAGGGUGCAAAAGAAACACAACAUCUGUCGGUUGAGACAAGUUUCGAGCAAAGAGAAACAGGUCACAUAAAAACUAGAUAUGAUUUCAUACCAAGUAUUGGAACUCAUUUCAUUAGGUACAGAGGGAAUUGGAUAAAGGUAGAACGAACGAGAGAACAACAAACAUUAGAUAUACAAAUGGGCAUACCAUUUGAAACUGUACAGCUUACAGCAUUUGGAAGGAACAGAAAUAUAUAUUUCAAUAUUUUGGAAGAGGCAAGGCAAAUGGCUUUAAAAGAACACGAAGGCAAAACGAUAAUGUACACAGCCUUGGGAAAUGAAUGGAGACAAUUUGGACAUCCUAGAAAAAGAAGACCGUUAGAAUCGGUUGUAUUGGACACGGGUGUUGCCGAACGAAUACUGAAGGAUUGUCGUGAAUUUAUAAAAAAUCAUUCGUGGUACAGCGACCGUGGUAUUCCAUACCGUCGAGGAUAUUUAUUGCAUGGUCCUCCUGGUUGCGGUAAAUCGUCAUUUAUUACCGCAUUAGCUGGUGAAUUAGAACGGGGCAUUUGCGUUCUAAAUCUGUCGGAACGUGGUCUGACAGACGACAGAUUAAAUCACUUAUUAGCUAUGGCUCCUCAACAAACUAUUGUACUUUUGGAAGAUAUCGACGCUGCGUUUAGCAGCCGGGAGGAAACUAAAGAAGUUAAAGCCGCGUACGACGGUCUAAACAGAGUCACGUUUAGUGGUUUAUUAAAUUGUUUGGAUGGUGUUGCUUCUACUGAAGCGAGAAUUCUAUUUAUGACUACAAACUACUUAGAAAGGUUAGAUCCUGCAUUGGUGAGGCCAGGUCGAGUAGACGUAAAGGAAUACAUAGGCUGGUGUAGCGCUACACAAGUGGAACAAAUGUUUUUACGAUUUUACAAACAUAGCGGAGACAAGGCAAUCGAAACCGCCAAAAAAUUUGCAGAGAGUAUAAUAUCACAACAGAAAAGUAUUAGCCCGGCACAAAUUCAAGGAUUCUUUAUGUUUUACAAAAACGAUCCGGAUAACGUGUUGAAGAACGUUUCGCAGAUAUGGGAACUUACGUGACAGACUGAAUUACAAGGUAUGAACAUUAGUAUUAUCGGGCUUUAAAUUGAGUCUGCAAAUAUUUAUAUUAAUUAUACGACCAGCUCGUAUUUAAUCAUUAAUGAUCUUCAACAUUUAAACUCUCUACAAAUAUACACUUAACAGAAAUUAGAUACAAAAUUUUCGAUUUCGCAUUGUCCGUUUUAAUUAAUACGUUACUAUUGACAUGAUAUUGUAAACGACGAUCCGAAGACAAAAUACGUGAUAGCAAAAUAAACGUUGUAUAAUUUUUUUUUCUUAUUUCCGACAAUAUAUUUCCU